UCGCGAUUAGUCUGUAAAAGUCGGCGCGUGAGCCACUGACACGACUAUCACCGCGUGCGCGAGCAACCGAAUCCGGCGCGUCAAGCCACGUCAAGUCGAAAAGCAAAGACGAGGAAAAACCGCACGAUGUUACAAGGAGAUAAAUAUUCGGAUUGAUAGCGUAUCGUUCCGAGAGAGAUAAUCGCGGAUCGGGCGAGUCUCGGAGAGUCCCGACGAAGUGCGCGAGAAAACUGAUCGGAUGUAAGAUCCGCGAAUGAAAUGUUGACGUAUACAGUAUUCCGAGCGUGUCGAGAUUAAUAUACAGAUAGAUUUAUGUUAAAAAACGUGGAGAAAAUACUCGACGAUUCAAUCUCGAUUUGUGCCGAAGAUCGGUGAUACGGGCAUUGAAAAGAGUCACGAGUCUUCACUCCCUCCCCUUCCUCAAUCCUGACUCAUAAAUUAAUUAAUCGUGCCAAUAUAUUCAAUUGAUGCCAAUAUAUCCGAUUUGGAGCGCAAGGGCCAAUCAAUGGGCGAAUUGAAGCGUCGCGGAUAAAACACAUGCGGCUACGCGAUCAUCAUCUGUGCGAUGACAGAUCAUCAUCUGUGCGAGUCGCGGGAAGCAGCGUUCGAUAUCUCGAUAUCCGUCGCUCGUCCGUCCGCUCUCCGGAUAGGCAUGAAACGGAACGGGCGUUAAGAAAGAGCGAGAACUGGAUCGUGUGUAUCAAGAUUUACCCUACAUAUCACCGGCCGGCGGAUCCGCCGUCGAUCCGAGCCGCUGCACCGUCGCGAAAUAUCGCACCUGUUGUUGUGAAUAAAGUUGCCGGACGAUAAGAUGACGCGAAGAGGACUUUUACUGCUGCUACUCAGUGUAGCCCUGCUGAAAAAAUCAUCCGGUGCCGAGAAGAACGCGGAGAACGAAGCCUCCGGCCAACGGCCACAUCACAGGCAGAAGAGGGUCCUUUGGUUCACGAAUGACGGAAGAAUCGCGCUACCGCCCGGCACGGUUAUGACGAUCACACCGACGCUGGCGUUGCCCUUCGUAAGGCAUCCACCAUACGGUUUUCUCAGCAAUAUAACCAUCAGUCUGCCGUUCACGAUCGACUUCGACAAGCUAGGCUUGACGGACAACGAGAAUCCAUACGGGGCGCUACCGUCUAAUUUUGACAGAAAGCUGAAGAGCCGACAAGCCGGCAUGAUGAUGGCAGACUUUAUUGCAGCCUUCAUCAAACGUAGAUUGCACAAACGGGACAUGGCAGAGGUGCCGAAAAACGCGUUCCACGGCGGUGAACGAGCCCUACUUUAUGGCACCGCCGAAGAUAUGCUGAGCACCUUGGGAAUGAACGGGAAAGCGUGCGUGUUGAGGGCGAUUUGCGAGGUCCAGGGACAUCAUCUUAACAAUUUUGGCCUGAUCGGAGAAAUGCUAAAAUUGUUCUUCACUGCCAGUCGGUCGCCGUUUGCUAGUCUCCUCAAGGAAUACGUCGAGGCGGAAAAUCGCGGGAAAUUUCACGGCGAGUGCUGGCCCUACUUUAAAGAUUGCCCAAAAUCUUUAUUUCUACCCUCUUCUAACAAUAAAUAUCAGAAAGAUUCGAUGCACAACGAAGAAAAUGAAGAGGAUGAGCAUUGGAAUCAAAUUUUGAAUGAACACGAUGAAGAACCUCUCAUGAGGAUAUCGGAACAAUUACGUCCAAUGUAAUUGCAAAUUAUAAUUAUAUACGAGAUGAGCCGUGUCUAGGGAGGAAACUCGCGCUUAUUUUUUCGGACACAGAGAUUUUCUGUUAAAUUUUAUGAAAGUAAACACUUUGUCCAAAGAAUGAGGAGAAGCUGACUUCCCUUCAUAGACUUCAUGCUGUUAUGUAGAAUAUUACAAUUUCCUUUCGUCUCGAAAGGCAUUUACCUCGGGAUUUUUUAAAUAAAAAAUCUCAUUUAAAUGUAGACUCAAAAAUUAAUGCUACACGCGGGAUUAUAAAUACUUGGCGAAAUGUGUAUAAAAUUUAUAUAGGUUCUUUAAGAGCAAGCUCAAAAAUAAUGUUAAUAUAACGAGAUUACCAUUACAGACACGCGGUCCUUUAAGGUCAAGCUCAAAAAUAAUGUUAAUAUAACGAGAUUACCAUUACAGAUAGGCAGGAUUAUAAACGUUUUGCGAAAUAUACGUAAAAUUUAUAUAGAUUCUUUAAGGGCAAGCUCAAAAAUAAACAAUAAUGUUAAUAUAAUAAAAUUAUAUAUAUAUAUAUAUAUAUAUAUA
Molecule: messenger RNA, 2221 nt
Organism: Cataglyphis hispanica
Lineage: Eukaryota; Metazoa; Arthropoda; Insecta; Hymenoptera; Formicidae
Exons: 6
Coding region: 812-1672 (286 amino acids)
Source: RefSeq, a predicted model, not a curated record